Pecten maximus is the source of this 2970-nucleotide messenger RNA. RefSeq lists its product as uncharacterized. The transcript is spliced from 4 exons. The record is from RefSeq and is a predicted model, not a curated record. Lineage: Eukaryota; Metazoa; Mollusca; Bivalvia; Pectinida; Pectinidae. Gene Ontology annotation, cellular component: plasma membrane; cell surface. Gene Ontology annotation, biological process: Rho protein signal transduction. Gene Ontology annotation, molecular function: nerve growth factor binding; death receptor activity; coreceptor activity. The coding region runs from base 136 to 1407 and encodes 423 amino acids.
UAAUAUGCAUUCGAGUUAGUCAUGCUCUACUGAUCGGCCUAAAAUAGCCUACAUGUAUCUGGAAAUUCCAGUUUCAUGCUGUUCGUGGAAACUAGCUCCUUUUCUGAUGAGAUAUCCACCAAACUAUGAAGAACCAUGAUAACACUGGUCGUCACCGUUGUCACCAUGACUUUAUACUGUACUCAGGGACGCCACUUGAUCGAAGAAUCAUGUCCAAAACGACAUUAUUUGGACAUCUCUCUUAAAGGAGACAAAGUAUGCAGGCAGUGUUCGGACUGUAAACCUGGAUAUAAUCUGCUAGCUCACUGUACAAAGGUCAGGGACACCCAUUGUGAACCAUGUCGCCCGGGAACGUAUGCCUCUAACAACGCCAAACGGUGUCGGCCAUGUAAACAUUGUCGACGAAGAAGCAAGCAGGCACGUAACUGUAGGAAUAUUGACAGAGCACAGUGUCGGUGUCCGAAAGGGACAUAUUACACGGAGGGAACAUGUAAACCAUGUACCAAAUGUCUACCAGGAUCCUAUGUCAAGUCCAGCUGCACGCAUGCAAGGGACACCCGGUGUAACGGAUGUCCUAGAGGAACAUUUUCUAAACUCAGAAAUCUGUUUUUCUGCCGUAAAUGUUCGGAAUGUCGUCCCGGUGAAGUAUUAGUACAGAUGUGUAACUCGACUUCUGAUACCGUUUGUGGGGAGUGUAGGCCAGGAAUGUUUCGCUUGAAAAGCACGGGUGAAUGUGCCACAUGUUCGCCCUGCUACCCUGAUAUAGAUGGUAACUUCUCUAGCGUCAUCAUCAUUGAGGAGUGUCGUAAGCGGAACCCUGACCAAUCUAGGAUAUGUAUGCCAGCUGUCACCAGAUCAUUGGCCUACGUCAGCAACGCCACAGGUGUCGGCAGCACUACAGGUAUACCUGGAGACAGUGCAGUAGAGCCACCUGCACAUGUAAAAAUGUUUGAAGGAGACCCUGAAAGUCUGGUCCUGUUUAUCAUAACAUGUACUGUGAUUACACUGGUUUGCCUGGCGUUGAUCAGUCUUUGUUUUGCACACAUCCAUAGGAAUAUAGGAGCAUGUGAGGAUUGUAUAGUUUUAAGACAAAAAUGUGAUAGUCAACACAUGCACAGGAACCUAUUGAAUGACUAUUUGACAGAACAAAGGUCUUCAACAUCAGAUCGUAUAAUUAGAUCAAACAGUGCUUUAGUUCAGGUCACAAAGACAAACUUGAAGCAAGCGGGGACGGCACUGUCGUUAGAGACAGGGCUAAUGCAUUAUUUUACUGAAGACGAGUUCCAUCCGCCUGUCCGAUGGAAUAUUGGAAAAAGAGGUUCUACAGGGACUUCCUACUCAGAUAUCCUAUCAGUCUCUGCAACUGGGACUCUAUCAAGCAGUAAAGGAGCUGAGAAUAAAACAUAGAGCAUACGAUUUUUACCUACUGCCCCCAUAACAUAUGGUAAAAGGUGGCUUCACAUACAUGAUGGUAAGAGGUGGCUUCACGUACAUGAUGGUAAGAGGUGGCUUUACGUACAUGAUGGUAAGAGGUGGCUUUACGUACAUGAUGGUAAGAGGUGGCUUUACGUACAUGAUGGUAAGAGGUGGCUUUACGUACAUGAUGGUAAGAGGUGGCUUUACGUACAUGAUGGUAAGAGGUGGCUUCACGUACAUGAUGGUAAAAGGUGGCUUCACAUACAUGAUGGUAAGAGGUGGCUUCACGUACAUGAUGGUAAGAGGUGGCUUUACGUACAUGAUGGUAAGAGGUGGCUUUACGUACAUGAUGGUAAGAGGUGGCUUUACGUACAUGAUGGUAAGAGGUGGCUUCACGUACAUGAUGGUAAGAGGUGGCUUUACGUACAUGAUGGUAAGAGGUGGCUUUACGUACAUGAUGGUAAGAGGUGGCUUUACGUACAUGAUGGUAAGAGGUGGCUUUACGUACAUGAUGGUUAGAGGUGGCUUCACGUACAUGAUGGUAAGAGGUGGCUUUACGUACAUGAUGGUAAGAGGUGGCUUUACGUACAUGAUGGUAAGAGGUGGCUUUACGUACAUGAUGGUAAGAGGUGGCUUCACGUACAUGAUGGUAAGAGGUGGCUUUACGUACAUGAUGGUAAGAGGUGGCUUUACGUACAUGAUGGUAAGAGGUGGCUUCACGUACAUGAUGGUAAGAGGUGGCUUCACGUACAUGAUGGUAAGAGGUGGCUUUACGUACAUGAUGGUAAGAGGUGGCUUCACGUACAUGAUGGUAAGAGGUGGCUUUACGUACAUGAUGGUAAGAGGUGGCUUUACGUACAUGAUGGUAAGAGGUGGCUUUACGUACAUGAUGGUAAGAGGUGGCUUUACGUACAUGAUGGUAAGAGGUGGCUUCACGUACAUGAUGGUAAGAGGUGGCUUUACGUACAUGAUGGUAAGAGGUGGCUUUACGUACAUGAUGGUAAGAGGUGGCUUUACGUACAUGAUGGUUAGAGGUGGCUUCACGUACAUGAUGGUAAGAGGUGGCUUCACGUACAUGAUGGUAAGAGGUGGCUUCACGUACAUGAUGGUAAGAGGUGGCUUUACGUACAUGAUGGUAAGAGGCAGCCAGAUAUUUAAGAGGAAAAGUUUAUCUGUUUUGUUUACUCUACUUUGUUAACCUAGCUAAACACAUUAAUGUUUACAAUGUCUAAAAUAUAUCUCAAGUAUCUAAAGUUGUUUAUGUACUUUUAUUUUACGUUAAUGUUAUGUUGUUAUUUGUAUGGAGCUGAUAUCAUGAUAUUUGCCCCUUUUUUGAUAUUACCACAUCUGAUACAAAAUCUAUUUAUAUUUCAUUUUAUUUUUAUAAUUUACUGUUGUAUUUAAUACAAGUAUCAUGGUUUAUAACGAGAUAUUGAAACGUACAUGUAAUAAGGAAUUGUUGUGGGAGAGAUGUAUCGCCCUUGUGUCGGAACUACUAAGUAAUUUAUUAUUGAAGUAAUAAAGUGCUCUUAGUUUUGACAUUUGUUUUGACAU